Cicer arietinum (chickpea) is the source of this 1241-nucleotide messenger RNA. The record is from RefSeq and is a predicted model, not a curated record. Lineage: Eukaryota; Viridiplantae; Streptophyta; Magnoliopsida; Fabales; Fabaceae.
AAAAGUUGAAAAAAACAUAAAAGAAGAAGAAGACGGUGAAGAAGUUUCCUGAUCGGUGCGCGAAAGGAAGCGUUAAACAAAAAACUUGAAUUGGACGGCAAAAUCAAACAUUCUUAGAAGGAAAUCGCAUUUCAGAAGCAAAGUUUCCUUUUAUUGUGUCGCUAAUUCAUUAUUGUUCUUCAUUUUCUGAUUCGUUUAAAAUCAAUCAAUUAAACGCACUACCUCUUCUUUCGAUUUCUCCGCACAACAUUCUUGCUGUGCGUUUUUCCGAAUCGAUUAUAUUGCAAUACAGCAGGAGACCAAAUAGAUUUUGUGGAGCUCAAUAGUUUGGCUAGAUAUGAUUUAUGAUAAGCUAUGCGGAGCCACAUUAUGUGUAGUGGGUGUAGGAACAUCUUGCUUUACCCUAGAGGAGCAAGCAAUGUUUGCUGUGCUUUGUGCAACACAAUUACCCCUGUUACUCCUCCCGGAAUGGAAAUGUCACAACUAUAUUGUGGAGGCUGUAGGACAUUGCUAAUGUACACACGCGGAGCUACUAGCGUGAGAUGUUCCUGCUGUAACACUAUAAAUCUUGUACCAGAAUCUAAUCAAUUGAGCCAUAUUCAUUGUGGGAACUGCCGAACAACACUCAUGUAUCCUUAUGGAGCUCCCUCAGUCAAAUGUGCAAUUUGUCAUUAUAUUACUAAUGUCAGUAUGAACAAUGGAAGGCUCCCAGUUCCUACACGGAGACCUAAUGAAACAACCAGCUCCGAAACGUCAAGGCCCCGCUUUGAAAGCCAAACUGUAGUAGUAGAAAAUCCCAUGUCUGUUGAUUCAAGUGGGAAAUUGGUAAGCAAUGUCGUCGUGGGCGUUACAACAGAGAAGAAAUGGUGAUACUCAAUAGUUUCUUGUGCUUUAAAAUAUUGUUGGUGUAUGUUUUGUUUUGAGGCCUGCAAUGAUUGAAUUGAAGUCUAGUCUCUUCUCCAUCCAAGGUGUAGACUGAUUUCAUGUAUUUAUUUAUAUGUAUCAUGUAUUAUAUAAGGUCAGACAAGUGACAGAGCACAAAGCUUGAAAUUUAUGUGAUUUCUAAAGCCCACUUUUUUGCCUCAUUUGUAUCUAUAGCAAAAUCAGUAGGUUCUUUGUGAUUAUGUUUUUUGGGAGAUAUUUUUCACCUCAAUUGCCUCAAAAAAAUCUUAUAUGUUUUUGUAAGUAUACUUUUAAAUUGUAUGAAAGUUUCAGACAACACAAAAUUUGUGUUUUUUCUA